UUUAAAAUACAUUUAUAAGAAAUGAUUUCAAUAAAACACUUUAAAGCAACAAAUAUUUUAUUUAAACAAUUUAAAAUAUUAAGCCACCGUUUGCAUAGUGAAGUGCGAGUGCGUUUUGCACCAAGUCCAACAGGUCAAUUACAUUUGGGUGGAUUACGUACUGCACUUUAUAAUUAUCUUUUUGCUAAAAGUAAAAAGGGAAAAUUUUUGCUGCGUAUAGAAGACACAGAUCAGACGCGUUUAGUGUCUGGAGCAACUAAACUGCUUAUAGAUGAUCUCUUAUGGGCUGGUAUUAACAUAGAUGAAGGACCUAAUUUUGGUGGUAACUAUGGACCAUACAUACAAAGCGAACGUUUACAUAUCUAUAAAGAAAAUAUGCGGAAGUUAUUGGAAAAUGGAUCAGCUUACCAUUGUUUCUGCACUGAACGUCGUUUAGAGAUGCUGCGUAAGGAAGCUAUGCGUACACGACAAAUUCCACGUUAUGACAAUAAAUGUCGGCAUUUAAGUCCACAAAAAGUAAUGCAGUUAUUGGGGAAGGGCACACCAUCUUGUAUACGUUUUAAAUUAACAUCUCAUGAGGAUCCUCUACAAGAUCUCAUAUACGGACCAGUUCAGCAUAAUGUAAGCGAAAAUGAAGGUGAUCCAGUUAUUCUUAAAUCCGAUGAAUAUCCCACUUAUCAUUUUGCAAAUGUGGUUGAUGAUCAUUUGAUGGGCAUUACACAUGUUUUUCGUGGCGUUGAGUGGCAAAUUUCGACAACUAAGCAUUUAUUACUUUAUAAAGCUUUUGGCUGGCAGCCACCACAAUAUGGUCAUUUACCACUCUUGGUGAAUGCUGACGGUACCAAACUCAGUAAGCGUCAAGGUGAUAUUGGUAUAUUACAUUUUCGGAAUAAAGGCUAUUCACCAAUAGCUUUGUUGAACUAUAUAGUCUCCGCUGGAGGUGGGUUUACUCGUGAUCAAUUCGCUAAACCUCAAAUAUAUAACAUUGAUGAAUUGGCGGCACAAUUCAAUAUAGAAAAUGUUAAUUCGCAUCCUAGUCGUCUUAAUCCUGAAUUGCUUGACGCCUUUAAUCGUUUAGAGCUUAUUAGAUUGAUUAAUAAUGAAAGCACUCUACCAAUUUUAAUCGAUCAUGUUAAAAAUUUAAUCAAAGAAACUUACCCAAAUGAACAAAACCUAGACCUCAACACAGCGCACAUUGAGUACGUUUUACGUUGGUCCUCAAAACGUAUCACCUUUCUUAAGGAAUUAACUUCAGCAAAACUUAGUUUUCUAUGGGUUAAGCCGAGUAAUUUCAGUACCAAAGAUAUAAGUACGGCACAGAUUGAAAAACUACGCGAUGUAUUGCAGAGUUUAGAAUUCUCAAAGGAUAAUCUAAGUAACGCAAUUAAAUUAUUUGCAGUUAAAGAGGAACUAAAUUUCGCUUUACUUAUGAAAAAUUUACGUUCCAUUCUUAGUGGACUUAAGGAGGGCCCUGGAGUUGCGGAAAUGAUGGAUAUUUUGGGUAAGGAUGUCGUAGUGCAACGUUUGGAAAACAUGUUACAAAAUGAGCAAUUGCAAAAAACAAAAGCGAUUAGAUAAGUUAAGUCUUGCACAAAUAAAAAUUGUACAUAAU
This is a messenger RNA of Teleopsis dalmanni, 1612 nucleotides long. It is a transcript of the gene GluRS-m, whose product is annotated as probable glutamate--tRNA ligase, mitochondrial. Lineage: Eukaryota; Metazoa; Arthropoda; Insecta; Diptera; Diopsidae. The record is from RefSeq and is a predicted model, not a curated record. Gene Ontology annotation, molecular function: ATP binding; tRNA binding; glutamate-tRNA ligase activity. The coding region runs from base 22 to 1578 and encodes 518 amino acids. Gene Ontology annotation, biological process: glutamyl-tRNA aminoacylation. The transcript is spliced from 8 exons.